Molecule: messenger RNA, 585 nt
Organism: Centruroides sculpturatus (bark scorpion)
Lineage: Eukaryota; Metazoa; Arthropoda; Arachnida; Scorpiones; Buthidae
Exons: 1
Coding region: 1-585 (194 amino acids)
Source: RefSeq, a predicted model, not a curated record
AUGAAAUCAUAUGCAGAAUUAAGAAAGCAAAGUACUACACCAUUAUAUUCGACUGCACCCCCUGAUGUUUCAAGAAAAGAACAAAUGAGUCAGAUGAUAAGAUAUGUCCAUGUUGACUGUAAUGGAAAGUUAAUGAUUGAAGAAAGCUUCAUCAACUUUAUUCAGUCACAUGAAAAAACAGGAGAAGGUUUAUCAACUGAAAUUUUAAAUAAACUAGAAGUUGAUAAAUUGGAUAUUCAGGAUUGCAGGGGGCAAGGAUUUGACAAUGGUGCCAAUAUGGCUGGCAAAUAUAAAGGAGUAAGUGCACGUAUUUUGGAAAUUAAUAAUUUAGCAAUAUUUGUACCUUGUGCAGCUCAUAAUCUAAAUUUAGCUGGUGUCCACGCUGCAUCUACAACUCCAGGAAUGAUUACUUUUUUUAGUACUGUGCAGAGAUUAUUUAAUUUUUUCUCGUCCUCAACAACACGUUGGGACAUUUUAAUGAAAUGCCUAAAAUUGUCACUUAAAAGUUUUUCUGAUACAAGGUGGUCAUCAAAGGCCAGUGCAAUAAAGGUGCUAAUCAAUAGAAUGACUAACACGCCAAAUUAA